ACAGAAAGUACGAAGGACGUAAAUGUGCAAAUAUUCUCACAAGGUAAUAGAUCGGUGAGCUUCGUGCUGCAUCAUCGUGUGCUCCUCGUCGUCGUCGAAAGAGAGAGAGACGAAAAAAUGGUGAGAGAAGUGGCGGAGAGCUGUGUAGACACUAUGUUGAUGGAGAUGGUGGCGAUGUACAGCGGCAGAUUCUACGCCAACAAGCCGGAACUCGCCGCUCGGAGGAUCGAGGCCAUCGGUUAUCAGGUCGGCCACCAGCUCUCCGAGAGGUACACUAUGGAAAGACCAAGGUUCAGCGACCAUCUAGAGGCAAUCAAGUUUAUCUGUAAAGACUUCUGGUCUGAGGUUUUCAAGAAGCAGAUUGAUAAUCUCAAGACUAAUCACCGGGGUACUUUUGUAUUGCAAGACAACAAGUUCAGAUGGCUAUCUCGUGUCUCGAUUGACCCUUCGUCUGAGAAGGAAACCGAAGAUCCGUCUACUCCAGGGGAAAGCAAAGCAGCACAAGCGGUGAGCAUGUACCUGUAUUUCCCAUGUGGAAUCAUAAGAGGUGUCCUCUCCAACUUGGGGAUACCUUGUGCUGUCUCUGCAGACAUAUCCAGCCUUCCCACUUGCUCCUUCGUGAUUCGGGUCAAGGCUUGAUUCUGGCAUUAGCUUGGGAGUCCUCUCAUUUUCAGAUUCCAGCUCGGCUUUAUGGUUUCAACUUUCAAGGAAGAUAAGAGUCUUUAGAGUCCUAAGAGAUUUAACUAAAAGCCCUUCUCAAGGCUUCUGUUUGCUGCGGCUUCUGCCAGUUCUCACAACUUUGAAUUCCCUUCCCUGUAAAACAAUAGUAUUUGAAUGCCUAAUGGGCCUAUCUCGUCCUAAAAAGCCUGUUAAGUAAGCUUUUCCAUUCUUAGUCACGACUUUGAAUUCCGACUUUAGUAUAGUUUUUGUCUUUA
Raphanus sativus (radish) is the source of this 935-nucleotide messenger RNA. RefSeq lists its product as uncharacterized. Lineage: Eukaryota; Viridiplantae; Streptophyta; Magnoliopsida; Brassicales; Brassicaceae. The transcript is spliced from 4 exons. Gene Ontology annotation, biological process: regulation of GTPase activity; endoplasmic reticulum to Golgi vesicle-mediated transport. The record is from RefSeq and is a predicted model, not a curated record. The coding region runs from base 118 to 639 and encodes 173 amino acids. Gene Ontology annotation, cellular component: trans-Golgi network; TRAPP complex; cis-Golgi network.